AUGGAGAACGGGCGCGCGGCGCCAGAUCUGACGGCGUCGCCCGGCCGUGCGCCGCCAGGGCCGCCGCAGCCGCCGCGCGCCAACCACGCCCCGCCCUGCGUGCUCCAGCCAGACUUCCGAAAGGUGUCGGGUGUUAGCAAUGAAAUAUUCAGGCAGAUUGAGAUGGUUGAAAAUGACCACGACGCUACUACGGCCGCAGCCCUCGAAGCGGUCGAGCGUCGUGGUGAGAUGAUCGUAAGGAUACUCGAAUUGAGACAAGUUGGAAGGAACAACAUUGAAGCCGCUAAGAAGUUCUUCUCCCUUCAAGAUUCACGCCACGUAGUACAACUGGUGGAAAUCGUUAAACGUCCUGGUCAAACACUUGGUCUUUAUAUCAGAGAAGGUGAUGGAGGGGGAAGGACAGACGGUGUUUUCAUAUCACGGAUAGCGUUAGAGUCUGCGGUGUACAACAGCGGAUGUUUAAAAGUUGGUGAUGAGAUCUUAGCCGUGAAUUUAGUUGACGUGAGACGGAUGUCUUUGGAUGAUGUUGUUAUCAUCAUGUCCAUUCCCAGGAGAUUGCUAUUAUGCACAAGGCAAAGAAAAGGUAAAUCGGGACCAGGGUCACCAUCACUUCCCCGGUCGGAGCAUAAACCACCACCAGUCGUAGUCCUGAAAAGGGACUGUCGAGAUGACGAUGAAAGGGAUCGAGACCGCGUGGAUGGCCUAUACUCGCAGCAUGGUACUCUCCGCUCAACUGGUGGAUCAGGUGGCGGAGUUCGCCCCGUCGGUGAUGGGAGAGAAGAAAGAAACAGAAUGCAACUUGGCGCUCUAUCACCCGACUCUACGCCCCUUGACCUUUACUACAACUCAAGACCACCGUCCGACCAUUCAACAUGGAGGUAUCCACAAACGCAUAGCUAUCGGCCUCCUCCACCAGUUAUUACUGAGCAACCUAAGUCCACGGCCACGCACUUUGUGCCGUACGAGCGCUCAUAUCCUAACACUUUGGAGAGCCUUGCGGAAAAGGUGCAUUCGUUUUAUCCACAGGAGGGUGGAAGUACACGCUUCGGUGGUAGAGUUCCUCGGUCAGGGUCAGAACAACAGUUGCCACGCGCUGAGACGCAUUCAGACUUUGGACGACAUUCUUUGCUAAGAUCCAGCUUAAAGGCUUCAGCUGCUACUGGUGGAGCGGCAAGCUUGUCAAGAUACAAUCAAAGAUAUGGUGGCAUGGGAAUAACAGGGCCACCACUUCCUGGUACUGGACUUUCAGGGACUGGUUUGUCUAGUUCUGGUCUUGGAGCGACUGGUCUUCCUUCUGGUCUUUCCACAACUGGACUUACGGGCUUAACAGGUUCCAGUUUAGUUGGCUCUGGACUGUCAAGCACUGGCCUUGGAGCAGGAUUGACGGGAACUGGACUGAGUUCAACCCUUGGAGCUGGAUACGGAACUACAGGCCUGGGCUUGCCAUCGUAUAGCAGUAAAUUUGGAACAACAAGGCGAAACCGUAGUCUGGAUUAUUCAUCAGAUACCGAAGCUACAGCUCCCACCAGAACCCCUUAUUAUUCAGGAUUAAGUGGCUAUAGAAGCAGUACUUUGGGGCGCGAUAUUGGAUCUAAGUUUAAUUCGUUGCCCAGGGACGUAAGAGGAACUGGUCAAAGAUUGGGCUUGUCCAGACGUGCGGGUAGUGUUCUCCAAGAUGAACCAGAGCCUUUGUCUUCUCGUCUUGAUCUUCGUUCUUCCAGAGGUCGUCUGCCUUCUUCGCCUUCAGUGUUCACAUCCGAUGAGUAUCGUGCAUGGCUGUCACGUGCGCCCUCAACUAGUGCACUUUACGAAACACUACGUCCUCGCCUUCCUACACACUAUUCCGCUGAAAAUAUACAUGACGCUCUUAAAAACAUGGAAAGUGGAAGUCGUUUCGGAUCCUCUCUGGGUUUGGCUGGGCGAAGGAUGGAGAGACCACGUCAUUUACCUGCACGCUCUCUCUCAUCUCAACAGUUGGGUCCUACUGGCUCGCCAUCUACACGCCGCGUGCGUCAGCUCCUAGAGCUGGGUUCGCGGUUCAAUUGUCCAAAUCCUAGUCCAGUGCCAACUCCUGGAUCGCGUCAUCAGCGACUUUUGGAUUUCAAUGUUAACGACUUCCUAAAAUAUAAGGUAGAGAAGCCGGGCACUGGCUUGUCGUCUUCCAUGACCGGGUUGUCGCGCCUAGCGGGUGGCGUAUCAGGCAUGCUUUGGGUGCAUUUGCUGUCAGGCCGAGGCUUGCGACCAACACCCUCAGGAUCGUCUCCAGCAUCCCCACCAUCUGGAGCACUUGCACCGAUUCAACCUCCUGUCACCCCCCGAGAUCUUUACUGUGUCCUUGAAUGCGAUCGAGUACACAAAGCGCGGACUGUGGUUCGCACCGGGGAGCUCCUCUUUGACUGGGAUGAGUCCUUCGAGCUGGAACUGGUUGAUAACCGACAACUUGAUGUGCUGGUGUAUUCUUGGGAUCCGCAGCAUAGGCACAAACUCUGCUAUCGAGGCGUUGCCAUUCUCCCAGAUUUGCUAACACGUUCGCCUUCACAUCAACUGGCUAUAAAGAUGGAACCACGUGGCACAUUAUAUGUGCGAUUACGUCACACCGAACCCCACGAGUUGUUCCGUCGGCGCCCUGCCCCGACUCGCCUUUCCCCACCACCGCUCUUUGGCGCGGAACUAGAGACGGUGGUAGCGCGAGAGGUGCGCCCUUCGCACGCACCACCUGUGCCGCUCAUAGUGCGUCGAUGCGUCGAGGAGAUUGAGCGCCGAGGACUGGACAUCAUAGGUCUGUACAGAUUGUGUGGUGCAGCUAGUAAAAAGCGUAUCUUGCGGGAAGCGUUCGAACGCAAUGCUCGGGGGGUCGAACUGUCACCGGAUUCAGUUCCAGAUAUUAAUGUCAUCACUGGCCUGCUCAAGGAUUACCUCAGGGAGCUGCCACAGCCCCUAUUCAGCCGCUGCCUGUAUCAAAUGACAUUGGAUGCCCUUGGCGUUUGUUUGCCUGAUGAUCGAGAAGGCAAUGCUCGCCUGAUGGCAUCAAUAGUGGAAUGUCUACCUCGAGCUGCACGCGCCACUUUGGUGUUCCUCCUUGACCAUUUAGCCCUGGUGGUAGCAGCGCAGGAUCGAAACAAGAUGUCCCCGCAACACUUGGCAGUGGCAAUGGCACCGCCUCUCAUGCUACAUUCUCAGCCUUCUAAUGAGUUAGACUAUCAAAGACCGAUUCACGUACUUCAGUGUCUUCUACAGAUAUGGCCACCGCCUAAACGUUCAGACAGUUCGGCGCGGCGAGCCAGCAACCGGGCCGCGUGGAAACAGAGCCAGUGCAUCGCCAGCGGUCUCAGCCACCCUCCCCCAAGAGUAACAGGAACCGAUUCUUCUAAGCUAGCGCGUACUUUGUCAGGCCGAGCUCUGCCCUCAGCCAGUCCAUAUCGGCCUCCAGCGGCAGCAUCAGCAGCAUCUCCGCCGCCAGCUCUCUCGGCUCGAUCAGGGGCAGACCGAUCGCCGCCCGCACAUGUUCUCUCAUCAGUCAGGGGCGGCCAAUAUCGUCCGCAGUCGCCUCUUCGCGGCCCACUGCCCGCUCCACCUCGCUCCCGGCAGGUGACAGUCUCGUCUCCCGGUUCACCCAGUAGCAGUUCCGGGAGCCACAGCCCAGCAGACACUAUCAAGCACGGCGGCUCUGUGUCUUCGAUCUUACGGCAGCCGGAGCGCGCAAGUUCGCCGCGUGUCUCCCCAAGGGGUUCGCCGCGCGCCUCGCCCCGCGACUCGCCUCGUACACCGCGGGAAAACACUCCUCGUGAUUUGACACCUAGAGAUUUGACACCCCGAGAAAUGACGCCUCGAGAAAUGACGCCUCGAGAAAUGACGCCUCGAGAUUUGACGCCUCGCGAUCACACCCCCAGGGAGAUGACCCCGCACGAGACCACGCCGCGCGAGUCACCGCGCUCAGCUAUUCCGGGAACGUCGGCAGGUCUAGCGGUGACCCUGAACUCGAGCGGCACCAACGGCGGCAUCAGCCCGCGCUACAGUUCCACUAACCCGUUCCUGCAGCAGUACGACGCCGAGGAGGAGGCGGAGGCUUGGCGUGCCGCUGACAUUUUCUCCUCGCCAUCCACGCACACA
Iphiclides podalirius (scarce swallowtail) is the source of this 4110-nucleotide messenger RNA. The record is from the annotation of a GenBank genome assembly. Lineage: Eukaryota; Metazoa; Arthropoda; Insecta; Lepidoptera; Papilionidae.